This is a messenger RNA of Aspergillus glaucus CBS 516.65, 1246 nucleotides long. RefSeq lists its product as uncharacterized. Gene Ontology annotation, molecular function: transmembrane transporter activity. The transcript has 3 exons. Bases 102 to 1202 code for a protein of 366 amino acids. Gene Ontology annotation, cellular component: fungal-type vacuole membrane. Gene Ontology annotation, biological process: transmembrane transport. The record is from RefSeq and is a predicted model, not a curated record. Lineage: Eukaryota; Fungi; Ascomycota; Eurotiomycetes; Eurotiales; Aspergillaceae.
CCGAGACUCCGGUCGAGUCGCAGGACGACAAACGCGAACCAAGUGGAAACACUCCCGAUAGUGAGCGGCCGCAUUUCAAACACGGAAAAUGGCGCUACGUCAUGGUCGUAGCGGCCGGUUUCCUGGUGAUGUUCACCACCUGCGCGCUCAUCUUCACUUUCGGAGUAUGGCAGUCACUCUAUGAAGAAAUGGCCGCGCAACCAAAUACACCAUUUACCGGGAAUUCCACGGCACUCAUCAACUUGAUCGGUACUAGUAUGACCUACGUACCGACAAUGGCCGUCGCACCGACAUGGUUCGAUAAACGGCGCGGACUGGCAAUGGGUGUGAUUAUCUCCGGCACCGGUGUAGGAGGAAUGGUCUGGCCACCGGUCCUAAGUGCUAUCAUCGACAGCAUUGGAUUCAGAAAUGCAUUGAGGAUUGCGGGUUGCGUUUCCGUAACUCUAGUAUCGCUUGCCGGAUACAGCUUGGGAUGGGAGCCAGACUUCGAAAACCAAGUCCGCGUCCAGACACAGGGUAUGAGUCGGGUUAAUGGAUGGAUGAAGAUUCCGCUUAUAAACUGGCGUGUCGCGCGCACGAAACGAUUCGUCGCUCAGGGGUCAGGGUGUUUCUUGCAAUCGGCAGGAUAUUCGACGCCUCUGUUCUUCUACGCGGCGUACGCCAGGGCACUUGGGUAUAGCAAUACAACGGCCACGAACUUCAUCACUGUCAGCAAUGCGUCGAAUUUUGUAUCCAGGAUCAUUAUCGGAUACGGUGCUGAUAAAUACGGACGGAUUAAUGCCUUGGCUUUUACGACAUUGCUGAGCGCCGUCGCGGUAUUUGGAUUCUGGCUUCCGUCCAUGUUCAAGGAUUCGACUAUCUCGGGAUCCAGUGCGGACGGAAUGUUUAUUACAUUCACGGUUCUGUAUGGUGCAUUUGCGAGCGCAUAUAUAUCGCUAUUUCCAGCCUCUUUGAUCGAACUGUUUGGCGCGCAGAAUUACACCAGCGUCAAUGGUUCCUUGUACCUUAUCCGUGGAAUGGGUGCUUUAAUUGGGACACCACUAACUGGACUGUUGAUUCCGGAAUCAAAGGCUCUGGUUUCGUCUAUUAGCUACGAGCGAGCAGGAAUAACGGUCGGGGUGUUAUUGUUCGCAGCUACCGUGGCAUGUUUUAUCGUAAGGAUUGAAGCUAUGAUGGGAUCACCCUGGCGGUGGAAGAUGUAAUUUAAUAAUCAGCACUAAUGUGAUCAAUAUAGCCACACCUGGAA